AUGCGUCCUGGCGCCCACCCUCUUCAAUCUUAUGUUCUCUGCCAUGCUGAUGGACGCCCCGGGAUCCGCUUCGCCUACGGGACGGACGGCCACCUCCUCAACAAAAGUAGGAUGCACUUUCAAUCGCGAGUAUCCACAACCACUCUUCACAAACCCCUCUUCGCCGACGACUGCGCCCUGAACACCACCUCGGAAGGGGGUAUACAAAGGAGCAUGGAUCUCUUCUCCGCCGCCGCCUGCGAGAACUUUGGUCUGGUCGUCGACACGCAGAAGAUGGUAGUCAUGCAUCAACAGCCACCCAACACAGCUCACAAUGCGCCGCAAAUCAGCGUGAACGGAACCCAAUUGCAAGUAGUGGACAACUUCCCGUAUCUGGGCAGUGCCCUUUCCUGCAGCAAGAAAAUCAACGAUGAAGUAGCCCACCUGAAUUCGAAGGCCAGUCAAGCCUUCGGCCGUCUUCAAAGCGCAGUUUGGAAUCCUCACGGUCUUCAGCUCAGCACGAAGCUGAAGAUGUACAAGGCCGUCGUCCUCCCGACGCUGCUGUAUGGAGCUGAGACUUUUACGAUGUACACGAAGCAGGCACGCCGGCUCAACCGCUUCCACCUCAGCUGUGUUCUCCGCAUACUGAAGCUGAGAUGGCAGGGCGAAAUCCUGGGCACUGAUGUACUGAAACGGACGGGAAUCCUCAGCAUUUUCACCAUGCUGAGACAACUACAACUGCGUUGGAGCGGCCAUCUCGUGUGGAUGGACGAUAAGCGGCUACGCAAAAGACUCUUCUAUAGAGACGUCGCCUCGGGUUCCCGUCGCCCAGGAGGUCAAAGUCGUCGCUACAAGGAUAUUCUAAAGUCCACCCUGAGGCGUCCGCAAAAUUAA
This is a messenger RNA of Spirometra erinaceieuropaei, 873 nucleotides long. NCBI's taxonomy places the organism in Eukaryota, Metazoa, Platyhelminthes, Cestoda, Diphyllobothriidea, Diphyllobothriidae. The record is from the annotation of a GenBank genome assembly.